GCAAAUUCACCAUAACAAUGGCGGCUUUAGCUUCAUCGAUCAUCCUUUCAGCUCCAUCAUCACUGAAGAAAUCCACUCUAUCCUCUCUCUCAUGGAGACUUCCUCUCAACGUCUCUCUCCCGCGUCACCAACGCCGUCGCGCGUCUCCGGUUUUCGUCGUUGUCUCCAUGGAUGCCAAACCUACCAUCCUUGUGGCCGAGAAGCUUGGAGAAGCUGGAAUUGACCUUUUGAAAGGAUUUGCUAACGUCGAUUGCUCGUAUAACUUGAGUCCUGAGGAACUCUGUACUAAGAUCUCGCUUUGCGACGCCUUGAUUGUGAGGAGUGGGACUAAAGUGAGCCGUGAGGUGUUCGAAUCGUCCGCCGGUCGGCUAAAGGUUGUUGGACGAGCCGGCGUUGGUAUUGAUAACGUGGAUCUCGCCGCGGCGACGGAGCAUGGUUGUCUCGUGGUUAACGCACCGACGGCUAAUACCGUUGCGGCUGCUGAGCACGGGAUCGCUCUUCUUACUGCUAUGGCGAGGAAUGUUGCUCAGGCUGAUGCAUCGAUUAAAGCUGGGAAGUGGCAGAGAAACAAAUACGUGGGUGUGUCACUUGUUGGCAAGACUCUUGCUGUGAUGGGUUUUGGGAAGGUUGGGACAGAAGUUGCCAGGCGUGCCAAGGGGCUUGGUAUGCAUAUAAUUGCACAUGAUCCUUAUGCUCCAGCAGAUCGUGCUCAUGCAAUAGGAGUGGAUCUGGUGAGCUUUGAUGAAGCCAUUUCAACAGCCGACUUCAUCUCACUUCACAUGCCUCUCACUCCUUCUACGUCAAAAAUUUUGAAUGACGAAAACUUUGCAAAGAUGAAGAAAGGAGUGAGAAUAGUCAACGUUGCACGUGGAGGAGUUAUAGAUGAAGAUGCAUUAGUCAGAGCACUGGAUGCUGGCAUUGUAGCACAGGCUGCACUUGAUGUUUUCACUGUAGAACCACCGCCGCAGGAUAGCAAGUUGGUUCAUCAUGAGAAUGUCACCGUUACUCCUCAUCUUGGUGCCAGUACCAUGGAAGCUCAGGAAGGAGUGGCAAUUGAAAUAGCUGAAGCUGUUGUUGGAGCCUUAAGGGGAGAGCUUGCUGCUACUGCAGUAAAUGCUCCUAUGGUUCCUGCAGAGGUACUUGUAGAACUGAAGCCUUACGUUACACUUGCUGAAAAGCUUGGGAGAUUGGCUGUGCAAUUGGUAGCCGGAGGAAGUGGUGUGAAAUUGGUAAAAGUGACAUAUGCUUCCGCCAGAGCUCCCGAUGAUUUGGAUACCAGACUACUACGAGCCAUGGUUACCAAAGGUCUGAUCGAGCCUAUCUCUAGCGUCUUUGUUAACUUGGUGAACGCAGACUUCACUGCCAAACAAAGAGGAAUCCGGAUAAGCGAAGAACGGGUCAUCUUGGAUGGGUCACCUGAGAAGCCGCUCGAGAUCAUUCAAGUCCAGAUCGCUAACGUGGAGUCGAAAUUUGCGAGCGCGAUUUCGGAGUCGGGAGAAAUCAAAGUGGAAGGGAGGGUGAAAGAUGGGGUUCCUCAUUUAACAAAAGUGGGAGCUUUUGAGGUGGAUGUGAGUUUGGAAGGAAACCUCAUACUUUGCAGGCAGGUGGAUCAGCCGGGUAUGAUCGGGAGCGUGGGAAGCAUACUGGGAGAGGAGAAUGUGAACGUGAGCUUCAUGAGCGUGGGGAGGAUCUCGCCCAGAAAGCAAGCGGUGAUGGCGAUUGGUGUGGAUGAGAAACCGAGCAAAGAAGGGUUGAGGAGGAUUGGUGAGAUUCCAGCAGUUGAGGAGUUUGUGUUCCUUGCUUUGUAAUAUGUUAAACUCAAAAUUUUGGCAAAAUCAUUGUUGCAAGAGGUCAAUUGUUCACAAUUUGUGCUUUUCAUAAUGUAGACCCUGCUUGCUUGCUUA
Messenger RNA from Cynara cardunculus var. scolymus (artichoke), 1904 nucleotides. RefSeq names its product D-3-phosphoglycerate dehydrogenase 1, chloroplastic-like. The record is from RefSeq and is a predicted model, not a curated record. Bases 18 to 1808 code for a protein of 596 amino acids. NCBI's taxonomy places the organism in Eukaryota, Viridiplantae, Streptophyta, Magnoliopsida, Asterales, Asteraceae. Gene Ontology annotation, molecular function: NAD binding; phosphoglycerate dehydrogenase activity. Gene Ontology annotation, cellular component: chloroplast stroma. The transcript is spliced from 5 exons. Gene Ontology annotation, biological process: L-serine biosynthetic process.